Molecule: messenger RNA, 1032 nt
Organism: Aureobasidium musti
Lineage: Eukaryota; Fungi; Ascomycota; Dothideomycetes; Dothideales; Saccotheciaceae
Source: the annotation of a GenBank genome assembly
AUGGCCGCCCUCAUCAACACAGACGACGAGAUGGCNCCCUCGUUGCAGAACAUCCUCGACCAAAAGUCGCUGCGCUGGAUCUUUGUCGGCGGUAAGGGUGGUGUCGGAAAGACAACAACCUCUUGUUCCCUGGCCAUCCAGCUCGCAAAGCACCGCAAGAACGUCCUCCUUAUCUCGACCGACCCUGCACACAACUUGUCCGAUGCCUUCAACCAAAAGUUCGGAAAGGACGCCCGUCUGGUCAAUGGCUUCGACAACCUGAGCGCCAUGGAGAUUGACCCCAACGGAUCCAUCACCGAUAUGCUCAAUGCUGGUGGUGAGGAGGCUCAGGACGCCAUGUCUGGUCUGGGUGGUAUGGGCAACAUGAUGCAGGACCUUGCUUUCAGCAUUCCUGGUGUCGAUGAGGCCAUGUCUUUCGCCGAAGUCCUUAAGCAAGUCAAGUCACUCAGCUACGAAGUCAUCAUCUUUGACACUGCACCCACCGGACACACCCUCCGCUUCCUCCAAUUCCCCACCGUCAUGGAGAAGGCCCUCGGCAAGAUCUCUCAACUCUCUGGCCAGUUCGGUCCCAUGCUGAACGGCAUCCUCGGCGCCCGCGGUGGUCUCCCCAACGGCCAAAACCUCGACGACAUCAUUAAGAAGAUGGAGGACCUGCGCGCUACUAUCGGCGAAGUCAACACUCAGUUCAAGAAUGCCGACCUCACCACCUUUGUCUGUGUGUGCAUUCCUGAGUUCUUGUCAUUGUACGAGACGGAGAGAAUGAUUCAGGAGUUGAACAGCUAUGAGAUUGACACACAUGCUAUUGUUGUCAACCAGCUGUUGUUCCCCAAGGAGGAUAACCCUUGCGAACAGUGCAAUGCCAGAAGAAAGAUGCANAAGAAGUACCUCGAGCAAAUCGAGGAUCUGUACGAUGAAUUCAACGUCGUCAAGAUGCCUCUGCUCGUCGAGGAGGUUAGAGGAAAGGAGAAGCUUGAGAAUGAGAUGCUCGUUACCCCUUUCCAACCCCCCUCAAUAGACGCUCAGGGCUACUAG